AUGGGAUCCUUUCGACAAACCAAAGAUAUCACGUCACCAGCAAAAUCAGUAGAUAGCAACAAGAGCAGCCAAUUGAAAAAAGAAGAAUUAUUACCUUUAUAUCAAGAUACGAAUUUUAUAGGCAUACUUAUAUCGGAUGAUAAUAACCAGCAGCAACAGCAGCACAUAGUACCGCCACCACCGAAGACUGCCACCACUAUUACCAAUAGUAGCGCUAACCUAAAACGGCAUCAAUCUUUGAGUCAUAGUAUCAAUAGUAAUAAUAAUAAUAGCCAUACUCGUCAUUCCUCCUUGUCCAUUUCAAGCUUGAAUUCCAUGCAACAUCCGCAGCAACGCAGUCUUCAUGAAACAAACAAUAAUAAACAACAAAUACCCUCACCGGUUUCGCCGAACAGCAGUAGUUUUUGCCAAUCACCUCGUUUAAGUUCUUCUUACUCCUUUUCGUCACGGCAUCAUCACUCGUACCAACAACAACAUCAACAGCCUAUGAUAAUGCCCGAGGAGAACUAUUUCAUUUCUCGAGCAAUGUCUGGCGCAUUCCGUAAGAUUCACAGCCGAGAUGACUUGCCAAUGUCUCAUUGUAAAAGAACAAGAGAAGGCAAGCGAUAUGGGCCUUUAUACAUGCUUACCAUAGAGUUAAAUACGACCUAUCAAUCCUGUAAUCAAGGGUUUAAAUAUAGCUCCAAGAAUAACCCAAGAAGAGUUCUCACAAAGCCAAGCAAGCCGUGUAAAAAUGAUGGAUAUGAUAACGAGGAUUUCGACUAUAUACUCUAUGUAAAUGAUACUUUGGGCAACACAGAAGGACACAAAUACCUCAUAUUGGAUGUGCUAGGAUCAGGUACAUUUGGCCAAGUCGUAAAAUGUAGAAAUACAAAAACUCAGGAAAUCGUUGCUGUCAAAGUGGUAAAGAAUAAGAUGGCCUACUUUAAGCAGAGUAUGAUGGAAGUAGCUAUACUAGAAAUGGUAGAGUAUGAUUACGCCAUAUUCCGUUUAGAGAGCCUCAACCAAAAAUAUGACGAACUAGAUCAGCAUCACUUACUGCGGCUCAAAGAUACAUUUAUACAUAAGAAACACCUUUGUUUAGUUUUUGAGCUAUUGUCUGUCAAUCUUUACGAAUUAAUCAAGCAGAAUCAUUUCCGCGGUUUAUCAACGAAUCUUGUACGAGUUUUCACAGCGCAAAUUUUAGAUGCAUUGACUGUAUUGAAUGAAGCCAGAAUUAUCCAUUGUGAUUUGAAACCUGAAAAUAUAUUGUUAAAGAAUCUAGAAUCACCGACAAUCAAAGUGAUUGACUUUGGUUCAGCUUGCCAUGAAGUGCAAACCAUGUAUACCUAUAUCCAAUCGAGGUUCUACCGUUCUCCAGAAGUUUUGAUUGGUUUACCUUAUACAAGUGCGAUUGAUAUGUGGUCUUUAGGCUGCAUUGCUGCCGAGUUAUUUUUGGGCUUACCCUUAUUUCCUGGUAGUUCAGAAUACAAUCAACUAUCGAGAAUUAUUGAAAUGCUAGGGAAACCACCAAAUUACAUGAUCGAAGUUGGUAAAAAUGCCCACCAAUACUUUGACUGCGAAAUAUCGAAUGGCGGUAAAAGUUAUAAGUUCAAGUCAAUUGAGGCAUAUUGUCGUGAACAAGGUAAACAAGAAGAACCUUCGAAACGUUAUUUUUCGGCAAAAACACUGCCAGACCUUAUAAAUAAAUAUCCUAUGCUGAGGAAAUCGGAAAUGUCUCGAAAAGAGAUUGAAAAGGAAAAGCAGAGUCGACUCGCAUUCAUUGAUUUUCUACAAGGUUUAUUAAACCUAAACCCAAUUGAGCGGUGGUCGCCUCAACAAGCCAAAAAACAUCCUUUCAUUACAGGCGAAGAAUUUAUUGCACCUUUUCAACCACCUUUCAUUCCAAGAAAGCAGCAGCAGCAGCAACAGCAGCAACCUCCGAUACCCUCACAGUCCACCUCCUCCAAGCAGCAGCCGUUAUUCAGUAGCAGCAGAAGCAACGGAUAUAGCAAUCGAAAUUCCUACCAUUCUGAUAACUAUUUAUCAAAUCCAACUUUCUCAACCAACAAUACUCAGCAUAAACGCGCUUCUUCUUAUAUACCUCCUUUACCAAGUGUCAUUGAACCACCACAUCACUUUCAACCACCAUAUAAAUAUCCUCAACAACAACAGCAACAACAACAAAUAAGCCAACCGAAUAAUCGGGAUCGUUCUCAUUAUCAACCGCAUCUAUCGUAUAACAAUCAUCAUUCUUCCGCGUUAAUCAACAAUAAUAUGAAAGAGUCAUCCCUAUUGCAUCACAAUUUAUCGUUACCGUCCGAAACUAUCGCCAAUAAUAAUGCGACUGCAACUACAGCCGGCAAUAAUAAUAUUAACGCAAACGUCGCAGGUCGACCCAGAGCUAAUACAUUAGGCACAAUGCAAGUACCACCACAGAUCCAGUGGGCUGCUGUAGACCAGUUGAGUGAAACCGCUCCAGCAGAAGGUUCGCUCUACAGCCCAUAUUACCCUUAUGGUUAUCACCAGCAUCAGCAACAUCCAAACGCUUUCUAUCACCAUGGAAGUGUCGAUAAUUUAAACAGUUAUUACACUGACAGUUACACCAUUAAGCGUCCUGCAAAAAGUAAUAGUAAUAGUAGUAGUUCUCUAUUGGGAUUGCCACGUUGGGCAAACACGACCAUUGAUUUGGAAAGAGACGGAGAUUGGCAAGAGGAUUUACCGAUAAGUCCAACAGCUACCAAUAACAUUUCUGCUGCUGCUGCUGCUGCUGCUGCUUCUGCGACUACUACCAUCACAGCACACAAUAGUAGUAACAAUAAUAAUAAUAGUAGUAGUAGUCUUCCUAAUACUGACAAUAAUGGCUCAGCUUAUAUACCAACAAAACAAUCCCAUAGAAGAAGCUUGAGUAGUGUUCGCUAUUCGGAUAUUCCAACUUCAAUAACAGGCGGUAAUGCCUAUUCAUCAUUGCUACUACCCAAUACGAGUCAUCCAACUUCUACUACCUCUGUUGCUAGGUCAAGUGUAUCCAGUUUACAUAGAUUGAUGAGAGGCCAUAUUAUACCUUACAGUAGACAAGAUUUAGAAUGGGACGGUGUAAUACAACAACCGACUACUGUUACCAAUUUUGACACAGCUGUAGUUACAAAUAACAAUAAAUCAACAACAGCAGCGGCAACGACAAAAAGAAUGGUUAAUGAAUAG
Molecule: messenger RNA, 3183 nt
Organism: Mycotypha africana
Lineage: Eukaryota; Fungi; Mucoromycota; Mucoromycetes; Mucorales; Mycotyphaceae
Product: kinase-like domain-containing protein
Exons: 5
Coding region: 1-3183 (1060 amino acids)
Biological process (GO): peptidyl-serine phosphorylation; peptidyl-threonine phosphorylation
Cellular component (GO): nucleus; cytoplasm
Molecular function (GO): protein tyrosine kinase activity; ATP binding; protein serine/threonine kinase activity
Source: RefSeq, a predicted model, not a curated record